Messenger RNA from Hemibagrus wyckioides, 7557 nucleotides. RefSeq names its product mitogen-activated protein kinase kinase kinase 15 (gene map3k15). Gene Ontology annotation, molecular function: MAP kinase kinase kinase activity; ATP binding. Lineage: Eukaryota; Metazoa; Chordata; Actinopteri; Siluriformes; Bagridae. The record is from RefSeq and is a predicted model, not a curated record. Gene Ontology annotation, biological process: MAPK cascade; cellular response to stress; protein phosphorylation. The transcript is spliced from 32 exons. Bases 562 to 4659 code for a protein of 1365 amino acids.
ACACACACACACACACACACAUCUUUUUAGCACCCGUGCAGCUCGGUGGUGUUGAGUCUCGGUGAUUCCGCCUCGGCAUGGUCACCUCUGCGCUCUUCUAGACUUUUAGAGACUUUUUAAGAGAACUUUCAGGUCGGAGACAGAAAUAAACUUCUGGACAUGACUGAGCGCGUGUCCUAACAAGCGCUUUAUAUUUAGCUAUUGGACUUUACACAGUGAGGAGAGAAGAGGGGAAGUGAGAGAGAGAGAGAGAGAGAGAGAGGGAGAGAGAGAGAGAGAGAGAGAGAGAGAGAGAGAGAGAGAUUUUCACUGGAAUAUUUGCGGAAAGUCGCGUGCAACCGGUUCCUUAUUAUCAGUGCCACAGAGGCCGGAGACCCGGAUGAAGGACACUUCAGGGGUCAGUGAUGAGAGAUGAUUUGAUGACCAGGAGGUCUCUGCGCUGCGGGGACACGAGCGCGCGCACGGCACCUUCACCCGCACACCGCACUCAUUAGAGACCAGAGAACCAGAAAAAGAACCAGACACACACAGACACACAAACACCCACACACUUGCUCUGUAAUGGAGGUCUCCAGCCAGACGGCGGCGGAGGCAGGUGGAGAUCAUGCAGCCAGUGUGGCUGUGACGGCGGCAGAGAGAGUGGACGUCCCGAGUCCGAGUCUGGUGUCCAAACAGCGCAGUCUGCGUGCGGUCUACGUCCUGAAUGACGGGCUGAAGGCGGUGGCGGCGAACAGCCCCGAGUCCGGAGCGCUGCAGUGCCUGCAGAGAGCGUGCGACGCCGAGAGCGCCAUCCUCACCACCGUCACCUUCGGCAGGCUGGACUUCGGUGAGACGUCGGUGCUGGACACCUUCUACGACGCAGACAUCGCGGUGGUGGAUAUGAGUGAUGUGUUCCGCCAGCCGUCCCUCUUUUAUCAUCUGGGAGUUCGUGAGAGUUUCGACAUGGCCAACAACGUCAUCCUGUACCACGACACUGACCCUGACACAGCGCAGUCUCUGAAGGAUAUGGUGGCCCAGAAAAACACAGCGUCCCGGCCCGUUACUCUGGGCUUCCCCUGGGUGCAGUUACCUCCUGAGUACCGAGGCUCGGGUCUGAGGAAUAAAGCCUCCAGUGGGAAUUAUUACUUCAUCCCGUACGUGAUGACGCCAAACAACGAGUACAUCUGCUGUGAGAACGUGGCCCAGCGCCGGGCAUCUGAGUACAUGCAGCCCAGCUGGGACAACCUGCUCGGACCUCUGUGUGUGCCGCUGGUGGACCGGUUCGCCAGCCUGCUGAAGGACAUCCACGUCACGUCCUGCGCUUCUUUCAAAGACACGCUGCUGAAUGACAUCCGAAAAGCUCGAGAUAAGUAUCAGGGUGAGGAACUGGCCAAGGAGCUGUCUCGCAUCAAACUGCGCAUCGACAACACCGAGGUUCUGACGCAGGACAUCGUCAUGAAUCUGCUCUUCUCCUACAGAGACAUACAGGAUUAUGAUGCGAUGGUGAAACUGGUGCAGACCCUGGAGAUGUUGCCCACAUGUGACCUCGCCAACCAGCCUAUGAUCCAGUUCCACUAUGCCUUUGCCCUCAACAGGAGGAACAGUCCAGGUGACAGGGAGCAGGCUCUCCGUGUGAUGUUGCAGGUUCUACAGUCAUGUGAUCAUCCUGCUCCAGACAUGUUCUGUCUCUGUGGUCGGAUCUAUAAGGACUUUUUCCUCGACUCGGAGUGUAAAGACACGAAAAGCCGCGAUAACGCCAUCCAGUGGUACAGGAAGGGAUUCGAGCUCCAGCCCACUCUGUACUCAGGCAUUAACCUGGCUGUGUUACUCAUUGUCGCUGGACAGCAGUUCGAGAGCUCCAUCGAACUCCGCAAGAUCGGGGUCAGGUUGAACAGUCUUCUCGGCAGGAAGGGCAGUUUAGAGAAGAUGAAUAAUUACUGGGACGUUGGUCAGUUCUUCACUGUUAGCAUGCUGGCUAAUGACAUCCCUAAAGCCGUUCAAGCAGCUGAGAAACUCUUCAAACUCAAACCUCCAAUCUGGUACUUGCGCUCUGUGGUGCAGAACCUAAAACUCAUCCAGCACUUUAAGAAGCAGAACACGGAACACUCAGCCCAGAGAGAGAGACUCAACUUCUGGAUGGACAUCAUCGUGGAAGCCACACAGAGAACCACCAACAGCCUGCGCUUUCCGGUGUUGAUCCUGGAGCCCACUAAAGUUUAUCAGCCCUCAUACGUGUCCAUCAACAGUGAGGCGGAGGAGAAGAACGUCUCCAUAUGGCACGUUUCUCCUGCAGAGACGAAAGGAAUCCAUGAGUGGAACUUUACAGCAUCGUCUAUCAAAGGAAUCAGCAUCUCCAAAUUUGACGAACGUUGUUGUUUCCUGUACGUCCAUGACAACUCUGAUGAUUUUCAGAUCUACUUCUCCACUGAGGAACAGUGUGCCAGGUUCUGCUCCAUGGUGAAGGAGUUGAUCUCAGAUGGAUCAGGGAACGCAGUGGAGCUGGAGGGAGAAGGAGAUGGAGACACGCUGGAGUACGAGUACGACUACAAUGAGAACGGGGACCGGGUGGUGCUGGGGCGGGGCACGUAUGGCGUGGUGUACGCUGGGAGAGACCUGAGCAACCAGGUGCGCAUCGCCAUCAAGGAGAUCCCAGAGAGAGACAGCAGGUACUCGCAGCCGCUGCACGAGGAGAUCGCGCUGCACAAAUACCUCAAACACAGGAACAUCGUGCAGUACCUGGGCUCCGUCUCCGAGGACGGAUACAUAAAGAUCUUCAUGGAACAGGUUCCUGGAGGUAGUUUAUCAGCACUGCUGCGGUCGAAGUGGGGUCCUCUGAAAGAAGCCACCAUCAUCUUCUACACACGUCAGAUCCUGGAAGGUCUGCGAUACCUACAUGAGAACCAGAUCGUCCAUCGAGACAUUAAGGGAGAUAACGUCUUGGUGAACACCUACAGCGGUGUCUUAAAGAUCUCAGACUUCGGUACGUCCAAACGUUUGGCCGGAGUGAACCCCUGCACUGAGACCUUCACCGGGACUCUGCAGUACAUGGCACCUGAGAUUAUUGAUAAAGGUCCUCGAGGUUAUGGAGCUCCGGCUGAUAUCUGGUCACUCGGCUGCACCAUCAUCGAGAUGGCCACCGGAAAGCCUCCAUUUCACGAGCUGGGCGAGCCGCAGGCGGCCAUGUUUAAGGUGGGAAUGUUUAAAAUCCACCCCGAGAUUCCUGAAUCUCUUUCCCCUGAGGCCAAGUCCUUCAUCCUGCGCUGCUUCGAGCCCGAUCCCAGCAGGAGAGCCACGGCCGGAGACCUGCUGAAGGACCAGUUCUUACGCCACAACAUAAAGGGCAAGAAGAACAAGAUCGCCUUCAAACCCUCAGAUUAUAUCCGCAGUGUGUCCAUGCCUGUGCAGUUGCAGGCUGAAGCCACCGGGAGUAGCAGCAGUGAGCCGGGCUCCGUGUCUCCGGACUGCGACUCCAAACACGACGUCUUCUUCAAAAAAAACAAACGCUCAGGCUCGGAGAACCUCAUCAAACCCGUAACCUCCAGCUUCCUCAGCGUUCCUGAUGAAAGCCCGACUUCAGAGGACCGAAGUUCUCCAGCUUCGUCUGAGAACAGCGACUCGGGUCUCUUCCUGCUGAAGAAAGACAGUGAGAGACGCGCGAUCCUCUACAAAGUUCUGAACGAGGACCAGGACAAGGUCACGUCCAACCUCUUGGAGAACCACAUGCAGGGCAGCACAGAGGAGCUGAAGCUGUCUGUAGAUCACAUAAAGCAGAUCAUCUGCAUCCUGCGUGACUUCAUCCGUUCUCCUGAGCGCCGCGUCAUGGCCUCCACCAUCUCCAAGCUUAAACUGGACCUGGACUUUGACAGCACCUCCAUCAACCAGAUCCAGCUGGUUCUGUUCGGCUUCCAGGACUCGGUGAAUAAAGUUCUGAGGAACCAUCACAUUAAACCCCACUGGAUGUUCGCCAUGGACAACAUCAUCAGACGAGCCGUCCAGGCUGCAGUCACCAUAUUAAUUCCAGAGCUGCAGACUCACUUUGGCCCGGCGUCCGAGAGCGAAGGAGCCGAGAAAGAUGCUGACGACGUGGACGUGGAAGAGGACGGAGACUUCGGUGCCGUGGAAAAUGUCGCUCCGGAGGACACGGGACUCACGUCGGGGGUCAGCACUCUCAGCUCGGUCAUUUCCCAUGAUUCCCAGCGCCCUCAGCAUCCGCUUGGGGCGCAGCUCACACGCCUCAAACAGGAGACCGGCAGGCUCCUGGAGGAACUGGUGCAGAAGGAGAAGGAGUACCAGCAGGUUCUGAGGCAGAAUCUCCAGCAGAGGGCGCAAGACCUGGAGCUCUUCAGACUGAAGAACCAGCCUGCAGCUGCUCUGAAUAACGGAAUUCUCUCCUCAGCAGAAGCUCCUUCAGCCUCCAUCUUCCACAUGGCAGCAGAAGCGGAGGCAGAUACGGAGCUGACCGAGUGGCUGAAGCAGCAGGGGGUCGAUUCACACACUGUCCACAAGUUCGUGUCAGAGGAUUACACACUAAACGACAUUCUCAACGACGUCACCAAAGACGACCUGCAGCACAUGAGGCUGAGAGGUGGUGUGUUGUGCCGUAUCUGGAAAGCCAUCCAGAGGCACCGAACCCGAGAGCAGAGGAAAAUACGGAGUGAUGAUGAGACAUCUGAGGGAUGAGCAGAAGCUCAGAUCUCCCUCUGAAGAACUUCUUAAUUGACCUCAUGCUUUAAAACAUGCACACACACACACUCACACACACACACACACACACACACACACACAUGGAAAUAUCCCGCUGCCGUGUUUCCUUGUCGCUCCACUGGUUCCUCCGUUCUGUUUUCAGCUCUGAUUUGCAUGUGAGACUUUUCCCUUCCUGAACUUUCCCUGUGGAUAAAACAGUUCCUCUGACCUUCUCUGGGGAAAAUCCGCUGCACUCCUCCGAUGUUUGUGUUUGUGUUUUAGUGGUGUUGUUGGUGGUGUUGUCGUUCUCAGUAUUUUCUCCCUUGCUGUGAUGCUGUGAUAGUUGACAGCAGAUCCUGCGAUGUGAUUGGCCGUCAUCUCGGUGCAUUCCUCACGCUCACACGCUGAAGCUCACGUGUGUUCAGAGACGUCGGGUUGAUCAAAGCGACCUAACGCGACAACAGGGAACAUGAAGGUCUGUUUUUUUGUGUGUUUUUAUGCACAAGUCUGAACAUGUGCUAUAAAACAAAACAGAUUCCCGAGCAGUCCUUUUUUUUUCUUUUUCUUCUUCCUGUUGAACUGCUUCAUGGAUGAUAUUCAACACUUCUUUAGAAAAUUCAGUCUAAUAACAGGAAACAUAAACAGUGUUAAGGAUUAUUCUUCAGAAUAUUGACCCUGAGUGAAUAAAUCUACAGAAAUAUGAAUAAAUAUUGAUCAGGAAUGUUAGAGAUUUUGUUGCCCUCAGGGACUGGCCCUCAGUCUGUGUGGUGUGGUGUGGUCAGUGAAGUAAAGCGGUCCUGAUGUGGUCAGUAACACAGACGUCUCUUCUUCACCUCGCUUGGGAUUCGGAUGCCUGAAGCCCGACGCUGGAGAUGUGAAUGUGGCUCAGAGCAUUCUUUAUCUUAGCAUUAGCAAAGUUUCUAAAUGCAGAUUAUUUUUUACUCGGUCGGUCGUGUGCAAAAAGAAAAAAACAACAAUAUUUAUUCUCUAACAGAAAUAACCUGAGAAAUCAGAUAGAGAGUAAAAAACGAUUCAGUCCUAAAAGGUGGAAUGUUCGAUAAACAUCACACAAAGAAAUGGUCUGCUUUCAUCUUUCCGUGUUUUGAGUUCCCACUUCCCACAUUUCACACUAUUUUGUGUGUGCAGGUGAAUAAGAUCAAAUGGCUAAAUAAAAUAAAAUAAACUCGACUAAGGUUCACCUGGACAAAGAGACCUGCAGGAAUCUCAAACUUUCAGCCUGAAAACUCUAAGAAAUGAAAUCAGCUGGUUAAAAAUUUAGAAAAGCCACAAAACGGCGUCUGUUUAAAAAGGUUUUGUGCAAUAAACAGAAUAAACUAGCAGUUUAGCAUCCGGUUAGUCGUUUAGCUGAAGAAAAAAAAACAACAACAAAAAAUAAAUAAAUGAAAUUAAUUUUUAUUUAUAUAUCAAGAUGGCUUUUUAUUAAAUCUGAACUUUUACACAUCAGUAUUAAUAGAUCUGCUUCUGGUGGCUAAGAGCGAGCUGCUCCAGGUGAUGAUGAUUUUCGUUUCAUUUCAUUGUCUGUAGCGCUUAUCCGAUCUAUACUUGGGUCACGGGGAGCCUGUGCUCAGGCGUCAUCAGGCAUCACAGAGUGCCAACCCAUCGCAGGGCACACACACUACAGGCAAUUUAGAGACUCCAAUCAGCCUAGAAGCAUGUCUUUGGACUGUGGAAGGAAACCAAGCACGGGGAGAACAUGCAAACUCCACACACACAGUGAGAGGGAGCGAGACUCGAACCCAGGACGCCGGAGGUGUGAGGCCACUGAUGAUGAUAUUUGUGUUUAUUUUUUUAAAAUUUUUUAUAAAACACAUUUCCGUGUGAGUGUGUGUGUGUGUUUCACUUUUCAGAGACUAUCUAGGAAUAAAUCAGUCAAUCAAUAAAUAUUCAGUAUAUUUGAUUUAUAAUUUUUUCUCAAACUGGAGUAUGAAGAUUGAUGAAGAGUUUUAUCAUCGUUCAUAUUUUCAUCAGCAGUCAGAAGUUUAAUACGCUUUUCACUUUUAUUCCUUUAAAUGAAAGACUCUAAAGGUUUAAUGAUGAAGAAUCUGUGAUAAAUGUUAACAUAUGGGUUUAUUUCUUCAUCAGAACUUAUAUCUGAAGUAGUUUUCAUGUGAAAUUAAGAUGAAGUGAAUGAGCAGGAGCAGUGAGGAGCUCAGGCCUGGGGUGAAGCUCCUCGUCAAAGAGAGAGAAGAAUUUAUAAGAUAAGAGUUUUUAAUUCAUUCACACGUCUCUGAGUCAUGUUCAUCAUCACGUUCAUCAUCACGUUCAUCAUCACCUUCAUCAUCAUGUUAAUUCCCAGUCCUGAUUAAUCUAAUUUACUCUAAUAGAAAAAUGUACCAAGGACUUCUGGAUGAUGGGGUGCACAAACUUUUGACUGGUGGUGUAAAUAUAGCUCGUGGUAUAUAUAUAUAUAAUAUCUUAUCAUAUCUUAUCAUUAAUAAUAAUAAUUAUUUUAUUAUUAUUAUUAUUGUUUAUAUUUUACUAAAAAUAAUAAUUAUUAUUUUUUUAAAUUAUUAUUAUCAUUAUUGUGUGACAUUUCUGCUUCAGAAUGUGAGAAACCCGACACGUGAUCCGUGAAUGUUGCAUUGAAAAACUGUUUUACUGCCCCAGCAUGCGGAGCUGAAAGUGAUCUUCAGUAGCCGUGUUCCAGCUGCAGAAGCAUCUCAAACAUUUCACCUGGAGGGGUGAAGACCAGAAAACCUUCAACACUCCAACAUUCCUGAAAACACACGCCAGUUUACCUCACACACCCUGAUUCAUCAGAACUGACAAUUCAUUACGGCGGGGGGGAGGGUGUGUGUGUGUGUGUGUGUGUGUGUGUGUGUGUGUGAGUAAAAGCUCCACCCUGUGAGUUUGUAAUAAAUCCGUUGGUGAGUA